Messenger RNA from Colossoma macropomum (tambaqui), 2447 nucleotides. RefSeq names its product MKRN2 opposite strand, tandem duplicate 1 (gene mkrn2os.1). The record is from RefSeq and is a predicted model, not a curated record. NCBI's taxonomy places the organism in Eukaryota, Metazoa, Chordata, Actinopteri, Characiformes, Serrasalmidae. Bases 36 to 719 code for a protein of 227 amino acids. The transcript is spliced from 4 exons.
AAUCGACUCCUCAUAACCACUGGAGGUGGGGAAAAAUGACAACAGCCUUUGACAAAACCGUGGUUACGUUCAGACACUGUGGGAAAGAUAUCUAUACUUUUUCAGAUCAAAACGCCACCGUAUCCUCACUGUGCCUACAGAAUCAAGCAUGUGCUCGAAAACAUCAGUGUCCUGUUUGUCAGGAGCCUCUCGUACUUGGACUUUUAGACGCACCUGUGGCUCUUCCAUGUCCGUUUACGAACGGACACAAAGCUCCGUGCUCAUUUCUCAUAGGAGCGAACGACGGACCGUCAUUUCUAAGAGAAGGCCAUGACACAGAGUUGCAUGUUGGAGUCUCAAACUCAAAAGGUUUAGUCUAUAACUACACAUUGUCAGGAGUCCAGAGGGACGAACAUGGAUGGGAACAGUGCGUCUGUAUACAGCUGGUUCCGCCUUGGAGAGAUUCCCUAAUAGAGUCAUGGGAUAAAGAACUGCAACUGUUUUCAUCACUUCCAAUCUGGGCUCCAGAGAGGUUUCAUGAAGAGAGGGAGUUUGGAUCUUGUUGUUAUGGAUUUGCCCUGACAUUCAUAAAUCAUAUGCGAUCACUGGACAGUAAAGACUCUCUUAGUCGAGAUGAGUUCACCACUUUACAUGUUCUACCCAGAAUAAAACCUGCCUCCAUGUACAUCAAGGUGUAUGAAGAAAUACAGCGGCAUGGUUUGUACAUAGUUAACAAAUAAAAUAUCUUCGGGUUUGUCAGUCCUUGAGGUAAUUUUUCAUGAAAAAAUCACUCGUUCAGCAGUUUCCGUUGUUGGGUUGGAUAUAUUUUUGUUAUUUACCAGCUAAUUCCAAUAUGAACAUACAUCAUCUAGAAGAUGAAGAAUAUUUAAAUCUUUCAUUUCAUGUUUCAUGAGGUGUUUUGUUGCGUCUCGCAGCAACGCUACUUGCUUAUUUCUGGUACCGGCAUCUGCAUCUGUUCUCACGCAUGCACAGACUGAGAAAUCCAAAAGAAAUCAGAGUAAGAGUUUACACGCACUGAGAAAUCUGAUUACUGAGCUAAAAUCCAGCCUCUUCAUCAGAUUUCUUAAUCGUUUUUCUAGAUCGGAGUAUAGUGUUUACAUGACCAUUUGAAUAAUCGGAUAACUGCAGAAAUCCUAUUAUGAUCGGAUUAUUGAGUGCAUGUAAACGCACUGAUUGAUUUAAUGAAAUGGAAGUUAGCAAUUAAUUUUUUUUUAUUGUAAAUGCAUGAAGUUAAUGUAGCUAAUUAAAGACUGUUUGAAGCUGAGUACUGGCUUGAGCAUCCAUUAAAUAUAAAAGGAUAAGUGAUGCUUCAUUUACUGUCCUUUUAUUAAUUAUAUGAUGUCACAAAUACGACAAUAAAUCAUAUACUUUUGUUCAUAGAUACAAGUCAUAUUAAGGGUUGUUUGAUUAAAAUUGAGAAUGAAAAUCUCAGAUAACUUUAAAGGGCCUUAUGAUUCUGAUCAUGAUUGGAUGUACUUUAAAAACGUUACAUAUUUAUUAGUGCAUUAUUAUAACGUGAUGUAAGUGAUGUGGUUUCGGGGUCAUGAAAGUCUGCCAACCCUAAUAUAUUCAGAAACGUUAAAGCACAUGAUUCAGAAUGACGUUCACUAACAAUCACAAUGGAUGUUGAACAAUAACUGUAAUGAAUAUAAAUAUAUACACUGACUAGCCACCUCAUUAACUACCCUCCUUCUACACUCAGGGGGAUCCUGACCCUUGAACAACAGGGUGAAAGGAGGCUAACAAAGUAUGCAGAGAAACAGAUGGACUACAGUCUGUAAUUGUAGAACUACAAAGUGCUCCUAUAUAGUAAGUGGAGCUGAUAAAAUGGACAAUGAGUGUAGAUACAAGGAGUUGGUUUUAAUGAAGUGGCCGGUCAGUGUAUGUGGACAAUACACAAGUAUAAUUCAACGAUAACCUGAUAAGUUCAUGACCACCAAUAAUUGUUCAGUCAUUUAUUUUUUUAAUAUGACUUUUUCUGGUAAAUACCUGCAAUACCAGUCAAAUACACUUACUUUGAUACACCUACUCAUAGAGGUUUCCUUAUUUUUUACUGUUUUUCAUAUUUUAGCAUAGCAAAGGCAUUAACACUUUUCCAUACGUGUUAAUAAUACAUUGACUGAAAAUAGUCAAAAUGAUCUAUUUUGGAUUGUUCAAAGUAGCCCCUUUGAGUCGAUGCAGCUUUGUACAUGAAGAGCAUCAUGGGAUACUAACUGGUUGCUGAAACUUUUGUCUUGAACUUGUUGACCUGGUUUCACAGUGUUAAGGUUUAGAAGUCAACUACUAAAAAUAAUAAUGAGUUUUGUUCAGAAUGAAGCCUGUAUGAAUGACAGUAUUUAGACAUCUGGCUGCUAUGAAAAUGAUCAUAUGUCUUGUGUUCUUUGUAAAAGAAAACUGCUCUUGGUUUUUGUAUCAACUUUGGGCUUUAAUAAACAGUUGUAUCUUUA